GCACGCCGCAGAGGUAGGUCCCGUGCGAACCGGCCGUUUUUUUCCCGCGCCGGGCGCGAAGCUUCGCGGAAGCUCACUCGCUCGAUCGCCUUCCUUCUCCCGCGUCCUGCUCCUGCCUAUAAACGCGGCAUCGUCUUCUCCACCCCUCACCUUCCUGCCUCCUUCCCCUCCUACUACCUCGAUCCCUCCUCCGAUCCUCUCGUCAAUUCCAUCCCUCGGCUACAAGGUAGCACGUACCAUCCCCAUGAAGCUUAGCGUGCCGUUCUUCGGCUCCUCAUCUGGCAAGAAGGUGACCAGGAGGACGAGAUCAAAAGACGGCAAGAGCGGCUCCUUCGGCUCCACCACGUCGUCGUCCGACGAGUGCGCGUCCGCCCUCACGACACCGCGCACCGUCCUGCCGCCGCCGCCGCCGUCUGCGUCCGCGUCGGGGCCCAAGAGAAGAAACCCGGCGGCGCCCCUGACGAGGGAGGACCUGGAGACAGCCCUGAGGCGGGUGGUCUCGAGCGAGGAGGAGCUGGCCGAGAUGCUCGCCGAGGCGGCGGGGUCCGGGGUCCUGCUGGAGGAGAUCGCGGCCGAGGCCCAGGCGGCGGCGGCGGACGAGGGCGAGCUCAGGGACACGUUCGCGGUGUUCGACGCCGACGGGGACGGCAGGAUCUCGGCCGAGGAGCUCCUCGCCGUGCUCGCCUCGCUCGGGGACGACCGGUGCUCCGUCGAGGACUGCAGACGCAUGAUCGGCGGCGUCGACGUCGACGGCGACGGCUUCGUCUGCUUCACUGAGUUCGCGCGCAUGAUGGCGCAAGGGGUGUGAAUUUUGUCGGUGUUCUGUUGCGUAUCUAGCUAGUGCAGCUGUUCUUUGAUGUCGCCGAUGCAAAUACUUGCUUGUAUCCUUGGUCGCGCGAGGUGAAUCCAACAAGAUUGCCAGCCUCUACAUAUUUUGUUCCUUUUAGUCCAGUAAUCACGAAUGAAUUUUGUUUGUUUUGAUCCACACCAGGUUGAGCCACCGCUGAUAAUCAAAGGCCCCUGCCUGGUAGGGUUUUCUUUAGAUUAAGAAAAAGUUCCGGCCUCGAACACUCAGGGAUGAAUUUCUGCAGCCAAUUAGGUCUUACAGCUGGUAGUGUUUUGGAUUCUAGAAUUCUUGUUUAUGGUUCUGUUUCUCUCUAGAAAUGUUUCUCUGGCAAUCAAAUCAAAUCGUCCAAUAUUCAUUUA
Molecule: messenger RNA, 1206 nt
Organism: Panicum hallii
Lineage: Eukaryota; Viridiplantae; Streptophyta; Magnoliopsida; Poales; Poaceae
Product: probable calcium-binding protein CML36
Exons: 1
Coding region: 245-808 (187 amino acids)
Molecular function (GO): calcium ion binding
Source: RefSeq, a predicted model, not a curated record